Messenger RNA from Lactuca virosa, 315 nucleotides. Lineage: Eukaryota; Viridiplantae; Streptophyta; Magnoliopsida; Asterales; Asteraceae. The record is from the annotation of a GenBank genome assembly.
AUGCCUUCUUCAUCCAAUGCUAACAAUUCUUCGGAUAUUUUGUCUGAAGUAAGGAAGCCUGCUCUCACCAAAUGUAUCGAUGAUGCGUACUCAUGUAUUCACCUAAAUGAAAUCAAAACAAGGCUUGAUACUUCCAUCCAGAAUCGUGAGGAGAAGAAAAUACGAAUCGAGGCAUCUAACUUGAUUCACAAAUAUGUUGUAGACAAAUUUAUUGAUGAUGAGAUCAAGGCGGCAAAACAAGAAGUAAAAUAUCUUGAAGACCUUCAUGGCAUGAUUAAAAUGAUAAAUAAGAAGUGUAAUGAGCUUAGUAAAUAG